ACAUAAUGGGUGUCAAUAAUGCAUGGGAGGAUAAUGUUUCUGUCCUGCUGGAGGACUUUGGUGCAAAAGAGCAGACGGAGCAGUGGUGGUACAGCAUCCUGUGCACGCUGGCGCUGAGACAUGGUGGGACAAGCGGAGCGGCUGGACCGUGCCCACUGAACAUCCCUAGGGCACGUUAAAAUCUAUAGGUGACACAGAGUGUUCCGAGGACCUGGAGGCGGCAGCACCAGUGUGGCUGUACCCAUGCCGGGGUGAACUCACAGUGGGAUUUUGCAGACAGUUCGAUAUCGAGCAGUCAAAGCCUGUUAGAGGGAAGGCUAUUUAAUUCCAUGAGAGAAUAUCCCACCUCGUUUGCAUAUUAAUCUCUUUGUUGGGUGCAGCUUUCGCGUUGCAGUCAGGAUGCAGCUGAGCCCGUCUCACGGAUUAACUGCCAUCACAGUAUUUUCCUUUACAUAGGUGCAUUUACUUUAUGGCCAUAGGGGUAUUUCCUUCUUCCCUGUAGAGGCUCUUGCUGAUUUACCUGUGCCCAUGCCUGAACUAGCUGGGUAUUAUUAGUGAGCCCUGCAUUCCUCCAGCCCCCGCCAGCACAGCACGGCCACUUACAUCAGCCCCAAAAGUCUAUUCCCUAAAUUAUUCAGAAUUACUGCUUUUGCCUUAUUUCUUCUCCAAAGACAAGCACACUUUGGAGGGUACUAAAAAUAAAUGGUUUUGUGGAGAACUGAAUGUAUUUUUUAAAGGAGAUGGCUCCCAUCGCUUUUCCCUGUGCAGAGGAAAGCCUAACCCUGCCUUUGCACACACUGUUACUGGUGUCACCCAGCCAGGGUAAGGGGCUUGGUGGCACCACAGGGGCUUGGCUUCAAGGAGGAAAUGAGUGGUAGAAGUAACAAAACUCUGAAAAAAAAUCCCAGUUACCCACCUGCAGCUUCUAUCUUCAUACUUUUUUUUUUAAUGAAAAAGAAUUGCAAAAAGCACCCAAGGUCCUGAGCGGAGGGUCCCAAGGACGCCCCAUAAGCACUGGCUGGGGGAUGGCUGGUGGGCUCCUGCCAGACCAGGAGCUCCAGGACCUCCUGCUUGGGAUGCAGUGAUCUUUCCAGUACAGCCUUAACUUUUGUUUGCUGGAUAAAAUGUCCUGGAUGGAAUUUACUUGGUGUGAAGCUGCCUCCUUGCUGGGUCUGCUCAAACCAGCAUGCGCAUCCCCCAGCUGACAGGGUAGUUUUAGCUUCAUCCAGGACAUGUGCUUAUUCUUAGCCUUGUUUCUAAGAAGUGCUUUGUAAGCAGGAGCCCGUAUUGGUUAAUGCCAUGAAACAUUAAUGACUUAGCAGGUGAGCUGCGGUCCUCCCGCAGAGCAGCUCCCCAGCAGCCAGCAUGGCACAGGAUGAGCCCGGCAGUGCUUUGCUUAGGGGAGGCACAAGCAUUAAAGCCAAACCCAAGUCGUACCUGAAGCCAGCUGAAAAAUAUGAUGAAGAGAAAAGAGGUAUCGCGGUGCUCGGGACCCCCGUGCCAUGAUCACAGCCCGCAAAACCUGGGAUCUGGGAGCCGUACCCUCGGCGAGAGCUGCCUGGAAGACGAAGGACCUUUCCCCGGACGGCUGUGGGCAGGACACACUCAUCACCGGGAGCGGAGCGGGCGCCUCUUCCCAGGUUCCUCUGCUGCCUAAGCUUGUUCACCAUAAAAUCCUCCACGUGAGCUGGCCGGACGCUGCAAACCCCCACAGGCUCUGCCUGGCUCUCCAGGCCCUGCAGGAGGCGGCGGGUGAGCGGAGGGAGGAGAGCCGGCACCAGGCCCCAACACCAGCCACGGAGGAGCCACUGGCGUCCCCCCGUGAGCCGGCAGCUGCCAGGCCGGUGCAGGCAGCCUCCACCAUGAACCUGGAGAAAGCAGGAGGGAGGCUCUGCAGUGGGAAACGUGCCAGCCUGCCAGCGGCCCGACCCUUCCCGGUGAUCCAGAAGGUGAUGGCCUCCAUGGCGCAUCUGCAGGAGGAGAAGCUGCGGCUGCAGGAGGAGCUGCUGGGGCUGCAGGAGAAGCUCGCUGCCCGGGAGAACGACGAGCUCUCCCACUCUCUCCAGCUGCAAGGCCAGGUUGAAACUCUGAAGGCGAAGCUCCUGGAGCAGGCACAGGAGAUCGGCCGGCUGCGCUCGGAGCUGGGUGGCACAGAUGCGGAGAAGCACCGGGACCUGCUGGCGGCCGAGAACGAGCGCUUGCGGCAGGAGAUGAAGGCGUGCGAGGGGGAGCUGCGGGAGCUGCGGCGGCAGCAGCAGGCACCGUGCCGGGACUGUGCCCACCUCCAGGAGAACGCCGGGCUGCAGGAGCGGCUGUCCCAGCUGCAGCGGGAGGCGGAGGAGAUGCGGGCCAAGCUGGCGGAGCUGGACCUGGAGGUGCAGCAGAAGACGAACCGCUUGGCCGAGGUGGAGCUGCGGCUCAAGGACUCCCUGGCCGAGAGAGCCGAGGAGGAGGAGCGGCUCAGCCGGCGGCUGCGGGACAGCCAGGAGACCAUCGCCAGUCUCAAGUCCCAGCCCCAGCAGAUAAAGUACAUCAUCAAGACAGUGGAGGUGGAGUCAGCCAAGGCAAAACAAGCCCUGUGUGAGAGCCAGUCCCGAAACCAGUACCUGCAGGAGCAGGUGGGGAUGCAGAGGCAGGUGCUGAAGGAGAUGGAGCAGCAGCUGCAGAGUUCCCAAAAGACGGCGGCUCAGCUCCGAGCUCAGAUCAUGAUGUACGAGGCCGAGCUGGAGCGAGCCCACGGGCAGAUGCUGGAGGAGAUGCAGGCGAUGGAGGAGGAGAAGAACCGCGCCAUCGAAGAGGCAUUUUCCCGUGCCCAAGUGGAGAUGAAGGCGGUGCACGAAAACCUGGCGGGUGUCCGGACCAACCUGCUGACACUGCAACCAGCACUGCGCACCCUCACCCACGACUACAACAGCCUGAAGCGUCAGGUCCGCGAUUUCCCCCUGCUCCUCCAGGAGACCCUGCGGAGCGCCAGGGCUGAGAUCGGCCAGGCCAUUGAGGAGGUGCACAGCACCAACCGGGAGCUGCUGCGCAAGUACCGGCGGGAGCUGCAGCUCCGCAAGAAGUGUCACAACGAGCUGGUGCGGCUGAAGGGAAACAUCCGUGUUUUUGGGCGAGUCCGCCCCAUCACAAAGGAGGAUGGCGAGGGCCCGGAGGCGGCCAACGCGGUGACCUUCGACGCCGAUGAUGAUGCCGUCCUGCACCUCCUGCACAAGGGGAAGCAGGUGUCCUUCGAGCUGGAUAAGGUCUUCCCCCCACAAGCAUCCCAGGAGGAGGUGUUUCAGGAGGUUCAAGCCCUGGUCACCUCCUGCAUCGAUGGCUACAACGUCUGCAUCUUCGCCUAUGGGCAGACGGGGGCAGGAAAAACCUACACGAUGGAGGGAACGGCAGCCAACCCAGGAAUCAACCAGCGAGCCCUGCAGCUCCUCUUCUCCGAGGUGCGGAGCAAGGCAGCCGACUGGGACUACGCCAUCAGCGUCAGUGCCGCUGAAAUUUACAACGAGGCGCUCAGGGACUUGCUGGGGAAGGAGCCACAGGAGAAGCUGGAGAUCAAGCUGUGCCCCGAUGGCAGUGGGCAGCUCUACGUGCCUGGGCUGACCGAGUUCAGGGUGCAGAGCGUGGAGGACAUCAACAAGGUCUUUGAGUUCGGCCAUGUCAACCGGGCGACGGAGUGCACCAACCUGAAUGAGCACAGCUCCCGUUCCCAUGCCCUCCUCAUCGUCACCGUCUGUGGCCUUGACCGCAGCACGGGGCUCCGCACCACAGGGAAGCUGAACCUGGUGGACCUGGCGGGAUCGGAGCGGGUCGGGCGGUCGGGCGCAGAGGGCAGCCGGCUCCGCGAGGCGCAGCACAUCAACAAGUCCCUCUCGGCAUUGGGUGACGUCAUUUACGCCCUGCGCUCCCGGCAAGGCCACGUGCCCUUCCGCAACUCCAAGCUGACGUACCUGCUGCAGGACUCCCUCAGCGGCGACAGCAAGACCCUCAUGAUGGUGCAGGUCUCCCCCGCUGAGAAAAACACCAGCGAGACGCUGUGCUCCUUGAAGUUCGCCGAGAGGGUUCGCUCGGUGGAGCUGGGUCCCGUCUCCCGCAAGGCUGAGCUGGCCUCCUGGCCCAGCCAGGAGCAGCUGGAGGGUGACUCGCCGGGGACCACGGCACCCUCUGGCCGGGGCCACGCGUCCCCCAGCCCGGGGCAGCUCUCUGGCCGUGCCGCCUCCAUCCGCAGGAAGCUCCAGACCUCAGGGAAGCUGAGGCCGGUCCCCAUGUGACAAGUGCCAGCCCUGGCACCAAACCCACUGCAGGAACCAGACCCUCAUGGUGCUACCAAGAGCUGGCUGCUGGAAGACAUGAAGGCUUCUGUGCCAUCCCCUUGCCCACCAGGACCCACGACCAGAGGGUGAUGGCACCUCUCACCAUGAGCAGCACGGGGCUGAGCUCUCCCAGCAGCCAGACCCCUCUCUUAGCAGUGGGGGCCAGUGGUGCUGGGCAGGG
Molecule: messenger RNA, 4488 nt
Organism: Harpia harpyja (harpy eagle)
Lineage: Eukaryota; Metazoa; Chordata; Aves; Accipitriformes; Accipitridae
Gene: KIFC3
Product: kinesin family member C3
Exons: 21
Coding region: 1503-4265 (920 amino acids)
Biological process (GO): microtubule-based movement
Molecular function (GO): microtubule motor activity; microtubule binding; ATP binding
Source: RefSeq, a predicted model, not a curated record